CUAGGCCCAAAUCUAACAUCCAUUUUAUGAAGGGUUUAAUCUUUCGCUUUAUGGGCUUCAAAACGCUGUGCAGGGUAAACUCUCAUCCUUUUAUUUAUAUAUAUAUUUUUUAUGUUCUAUAUUAAUAACUAGUUCUAUGGGGCUUGAAUACCCUUACAAACCCCGCCUACAAAAUCCCGUCAUAUCAUCAGAUCAUGCAUCGUACGGCCUUGUACCUUAUCUGCUCUUGUUCUAUGGCUAAGCCAGCCAAUUUAUUGGUCAACGGACUAAGUGAUUAGCAAUCAUAGAAUCCCACAAGGUAGCCAAGUCAUAGUUACGAUAUCUCUUUUGAUUUGCGGCAUAACCCAUGAAACGCACGCAUAACCACAAUCGUCAAAUUUACCCAAAUGAUGAUGGGUGUCCUUGUAGUAAACAAGACAACCCAUGACACAUAAAUGAUCAUAACUAGUAGAUUUGCCAAAUAUUUCUUCAUAAAGGGCUUUGCUCGUGGCCUUCGUAGACAACUUGGUAAUCAAAUAGGUCGCGGUGAGAAUACAUUCGCCCCUAGAAAACGGAUUGGGAGAGAUGCCUUAAACGUGAGUGCCCAGGCUAUUUCAAGGUGUUGGCGAUGCUUAUGCUCCACGAUGCCAUUUUGUUGAUAUGUGUCUAUGCACGUCAUUUGAAGUAGAAUCCCUGUUUGUUCAUAGUUCGCAGUAGUGUCAUAUUGAAUUUCAGCUUGUUAUCUGCCUCAAUCCGCUUAACAUCUUUACCAAACUGAGUACGAACAAGCUGACAGAAUAACUUAAUGUAGUGACCAACCUUAGACUUGAACAAAAUAAGAUAAACCCUAACACCCCGACUAAAAUAAUCAACAAUGGUGAGAAAAUAAUGAGAUCCACUGAAAGAAGGAGUUUGAUAUGUUCCCCAAAUACCCAUGUGCAACAAUUCAAAUCAAUAACUAGUCUAAAUCGAGCUAAUAGGAAAAGGUGUAUGAACUUGUUUUGCUCUAGAACAAGAAUGACAAAGUUCAUUUGAAGAACGAGAUGAAAAGAAAGAUACUUCCCAAGCCGGGACAUGAUUGUGGUUGAAAGAUGGCCUGUGCUUUCAGACACCCAAACAACCUCAGAUACUACAACCCAUCGCGGAUCUCCCCCUUCUCAAUCACGCUCUUGGAGAGUAAGUCCUAUAUCACUCAAAAAUCACCAAGGAAAAUUAGAGCAACAUGAUGCUCUUGACAUAGUUUGCUCACGGAUAAUAGAUUGCAUUAAAAAUUAUGGAACAUGCAAGACACGACUCAACCUCAACCCAUCAUUGAGUUGCACCGAACCAACACGUUUGAACGAGAAUACUUUGUCUAUUUGGAAUGAGAACCGGCUGACAAUAACAUGAGUUGUGUGUGACUAAGAGGGACCCAUCCAUAAUGAUGUGUUCAUUGCAGCCCGAGUCUAUUAGCCAUUCGAGUUCAAGAGUAAAAGAAGACGUAACAGUCAUGUUACUCGUAGGAUCAUAAGCUGCUUGACUUGCUCCUGAGAAGAAGCAUUUCAGCUGAUCAAGUUGCUGCAAGGUAAAGCCAGUGACUGGACUCAAAUCUGCUUGAGGCUCUUGAGCUUGACCAUUAUCACGCAUGGCAUCCCAACCAAAUUAAUCAAUAUAACAUCACAUUAUCAUUAAGUGAAUUUUCCCCCGGUUAAUGCGUCAAUUCGCAAAUGAUAAAUACAUGCAACUAAUACAAUUAUCUUAGAGUUAAUAGAAAUAUUCACUUAACAAAAAUAUAUGUCAACGUUAUGAUGUUAAUGAAGUGUUGUAUUUGUGUGAAUUGACUCAGUCUCUUAGCAAUUAUCAUAGGCUGAAAAAGACCUUCCUUUCAUGUUUUCAUUCAACACAAUGUAAGAUUUUAUCUAAAUUAAGCAUCCAUAUGUUGUGGUCUACACUCUACAAUUACAAAUAUACAACAUAUGAACAAUAUUAAGUUUUAGUUUUUAUAAGUCUAAAAGGGAGGAAAAUUUGACUGGUUAUGCAAAUUAUUAAGUAUAUGUAUAUAAUAUAUAUUAGAUAUAUGACUAAUUUGGUUUGACUGGUUAGGAGUGUCUAAAACCAAACCAAACCAAAUCACCUAAACUAAACAAGCUAAAAUGUUUAACCAAACCAAACCAAUUAUCCAAAUAUAUUAUCGAUUAAAACGAUUAUCAGGGUAACCACACCAUUUAAACAGUGUGUUCCCAUCCGCACCAAAUCAUAUAUCUAAACGAUCUAGUUUCACUGCAUUCAUUAAAUUUUGAUCUAAUAUGCGAGGCGGUCCAAAUGACAUGCUUUCCAGUGCGGUGCGGUAACUUGCCCACCCCUAGGUCCGCCCGAGGAGGACGGAGAGGCGUCCGUGGGCAGGAGAGACGUCGUGGAAGGAUGUCAAUCCAACCCGUAACCAUGGGUACCCUACCCGACCGUAACCGGUCAACGAGGGUAAUUACCCGCUUUGACGGGUUAAGGGGCGGGUACGGGUAAUACCCGGUUUCAAAAUAAAGGAUAGGGUACGGGUAUGGUAAUCGAUAAUAUCCGCCCCGUUAUACCCGCCCCGCUAACCAAUGGGUCAAUUUCCCUUGAUAAAUUUAUUUUAGCUUGAGAAAUUGAGUUUAGCUACCAUUAUUGAUGAUGAAGAUGUAGACGAUUAUUAUGUUUGUGUGGAUUGUAGAAGCAAGAACAAUUAUUAUGUGUUUGCUGUUUUUAUUUGUGUGGAUUGUUGAAGCUAGAACAGUUACAAGUAUUGAGAAUUUUUAAUGGACAAUAGUAUGUAUGUGCAUAUAUGUGUAUAAGUUCAUAGUUUAGGAUUCGUACCCAUGGUUACCCGAAUAUCCGUGAUUACCCAGUGGAUAGAGUAUGAUUAUAUAAUUUUCAUACUCGGUAGUUAUUUGAUCGGGUAUUUUAGAAAGCUCUACUCGGCGGGUUAGGAGUUGGUAUAGGGUAAACCAAACUCGAACCUACCCAUUGCCAUACCUAAAAAUGAGAGGUGAAGGAGCACCGCUCGUACAUAUUUGAAUGGAUAAGACACGGUUGUUUGUGGUGACUGGCGGCGUCCAAAUUCCCCCGUCGUCUUGCCGCUCACUAUGCUUCCUUCUCUAAUCUUCCGUCAGUCAAUUUUAGCUUGAGAAAAGCCGGUGGGGAAAUCACUCACCGGAAUCAAUUUUUUCUUGUUCUUCCGGUUAGUGUAUGCAGCAAGAGAAAUGAAUAUUCAAGCUCGACUCCGAUCCAUCAUCACCGAUCCCUCCCUGCGCUCCUCGUCUCCGUCUCCAUCUUCUCAUUCCCACCACCAUUGUUAUCAAUCUUCCAGCCGCCGGUGCUCUCUUUUCGCUCCACCUCACUGUUCCAGAAACCCCCCUCCACCACCUCAAAACGGCGACGGUCAGGGUGAUAAAUCCUCGACCGACUGGGACAAGGCUUGGUCCAAGUUCAAGAAGCAGGGGAAGAAAACCUUGUUCUCACAGUUCUCCCCAAACAAGUAUGUGACGUGGAACCCCAAGCCUUCAGACUACCCUCUGUCGGAAGAGGUCGAUCCCAUCAAGAGAACUGAGAGGUCAAACCUCAGGCUGUGGACGAGUCCAAGGUUCACCCUCGUUGGAGCCAUUGUCAUAGUUUCCUUCCUUCUCAUCUACACCAUUCUUGUGCCACUCAAGUGACUUGACUUGACUUGAUCCAGCCAGAAGAAGCACUAUCCAGAACAGGGGGAUUUGUAAAUCAUACCAUAAUGUAAAUGCGAGGAUUAAAAGCAGACUGUGUAAUCUCUUACUGUUCUCUGUGUUGAUUAGACAAUGUAAAGCUUUGAUUAAGCGUAUUCAGCUGCUGCCGUCCAUAUGUGGUUCGAGACUUUGAAUACUGAUUUGCAGGUCUUCCCCCCCGUCGGGUAUAUGGUUGGCUUGGUACUAGUAUCAUGAAAGUAUCCAACUUCACCGAUUCAAUACAAUCCAUCCACUUAAAUAUCUAAUUAAUCCAAUCAAUUCGAAUGCAAUUCUUUUGAUCCAAAUCCAGUUGGAUUCGUGGAUUCAUGUAUCAUUGGCAAACUACAGUUUAGUAUGUGUAUUUUUGUAUAUUACAAUUUGAUACCUAAAAUUUACUUUUUAAUGGAAAAUAUCAUUGAAAAUUUACAUUUUGGUACCUAAUUUUUAUUAUUAUGACAUUUUAAUACCUAGACCUUUUGAAAUUAACAUAUUGGUCCAAUGUUUAGAUGUCACAUGGGUUCAUGAACAAACGCACCAAUCCAAAUGAUACAAUCCAUGAAUCCAUAAAUACAUUUGAUCCAUGGACCCACCAAUCAAAUCUACUAAUCCAUUUGCCACCUCUACUUCCAUACCAAUCAGAGAUUCUAUUUCAGAGAGGGAAAAGGCGGAAGAUGAAGACUGAACAUAACGAGAAAGACGAUAGAGCAAAAGACUCGACGACGUCUUCAAUUAAUUUGGGAGAAGUACUUGGGCAUUUGGUAAGAGGUUGGCCUCAAUGAUAACAAACUGAAACGGAAAGGACUGGGCUGAAGAUGCCUUGUAGACGAGCUUAAAUAACAAUUUGUGAGAGUUGAAUUGUCAUCGUCAAUUCCACAAUAUUGCUCUUGUACCCGUGCUUUGUUUACCCAGACCUUAAGCAAUGAAAUAAGAUGAAAAAUAAGAGUAGAGCCACAACAACAGAAAUAAUCAAGAUUUUGUACCUGCUACAACCUCAGCAAAAUCCGAUAAUCUGCCUCUGAUUGUUGAGCCCCUUUGCAAAGCCAAAGCCCUCUACCACUUUUCAACACAAAAUUGCACUCGUCUCCUACAACUAUGAUGAAUAUAUAGGAGGAAUGUAGUUGUUAGAAGGCACAUGAAUUCAAAACAAUACCAGCUCCAAAACAACAAUUUUAAACAAUAUUUGCCCCGUUGUCAUCGAUAUCGGCAUCCUCGUCAUCUGAUGAUAAAGGUGCAAGAUCGAUCUCCCCUUCAAUCGCAAGCUCUAGUUCUUGGAUGAUUUUAUCCAAGAAAAGAAGAGAGAAGGUUCAAUAGUGCGAAAGGCAGACAAAAAAUGUCACGACAAAGUAGGAGACGAGAAAACUGUCAAACAAUAAGGGUCCAAAAAAAGUGGCAUCUCGAAAAAUCAGAAAAGUGCCUAACAGAAGGUGUGAGAAGUUGAGCGGUACAUUGGUAGUGGCAUAAGCCAGGACCAUAGACUAAAGGGAGUACUCUAUCUAGAUCUUCAAAAUGAGGAAGGAACACUAUGGUAAGAACAUAGUGGAAAACACAAAGCCAAGUCUGAAGAAGAUUCACACGAACAAAGUAAGUAGAUGAUGGACGAUGGUCAGUGAUACGAGGAAAUUUUGAAAGGAAUGUUAUAAUCGUACUGCCAUAGCUCAGGCCUCUGAAUGAUGUGACAGAGAUUCUCCGAUGGGGGGAUUAUCAAGAAAAUGACCUAAAUCAUAUAUUGAAAUAGUGAACAUUACUAUCAUGUAUUCAAUUAUUCUAUAGUUGGUAUGUUCAUCCCACCACGAUACCCUUUUAUACUACACUAGAUAAUUGGCCCGCGCUUUGCUGCGGGUAAUCUAAACAAUUACUUUUAUAUCAAAUUAAAUUUAAUUCGAUAAUUUUUAUUGGAUAUAAAUUGAUUUCGUUUGA
Molecule: messenger RNA, 5603 nt
Organism: Linum trigynum
Lineage: Eukaryota; Viridiplantae; Streptophyta; Magnoliopsida; Malpighiales; Linaceae
Source: the annotation of a GenBank genome assembly